Messenger RNA from Chanos chanos (milkfish), 1497 nucleotides. It is a transcript of the gene nemp1, whose product is annotated as nuclear envelope integral membrane protein 1. The record is from RefSeq and is a predicted model, not a curated record. NCBI's taxonomy places the organism in Eukaryota, Metazoa, Chordata, Actinopteri, Gonorynchiformes, Chanidae. Bases 1 to 1353 code for a protein of 450 amino acids. The transcript has 9 exons. Gene Ontology annotation, cellular component: nuclear envelope.
AUGGAGCGUCAGGUCAUGGCGGGAUACAUGAAAUCCAGAGAAGAGCAAAAUGCUAAAUGUGCAAGAACUGCAGCUUUUCUGUGGACUGGGUUGUUCUUCAUUCAGCUUUUUGUGCAUACAUCAGGUAUUUCACGCAAUAUUGCUGAAAUUAGGGAUUUGGAAAAUCUCACUGGGUAUGGACCACAACACUUCUGCUACAUCAAUCAGAUUGUUCCUGGAUGGAAGGAAGUCUGGACUAGAAUACAGGUUCGUGUGUGGAGCUCUGGUCAGCUCAAAGUUACUGUGGUCCAGGACGAGGAGGCACUGCGGGAGUUGGAACAUUUCAAUAUUUGGACCCUAGUGCACUACUUCAUUCACGAGCAGACCAAUGAGACCAUUGUGUCUCCCAGCCUCUUCAACCCAAAAACCUGCUUUCGUGUGGACCCGUCAGACCAGGAGGUGCCAUAUGCCCUGAGGGCAGACCGCAAGUUUGACAUCUACCUGUUCUUGGUGUUCGUCACUGGACUGCUGGUGUUUUUCUUUGCUGAUGAACUCAGUCGGAGUCAGGUGUUUUACUACUCUGCUGGUAUGAGCACGGGCCUGAUUGCCUCCCUCAUCAUCCUCAUCUUCAUCCUGGGUCGUUUCCUACCUAAAAAGAGUCCGUUCUAUGUGCUGAUGGUGGGGGGCUGGUCCUUCUCCCUGUACGUCAUUCAGCUUGUGCUUAAGAAUCUCCAGCUGAUCCUCAAAGAACACUGGCACUUUGCCAUAGGUUAUGCUGCAGUGGUGGGCUUUGUUAGCUUUGCGGUGUGUUACCGCCACGGCCCCCUGCUGGAGGAACGCAGCAUUAACAUCCUGUCCUGGACACUGCAGCUGUUUGGACUGCUGCUGAUCUAUGCUGGCAUCCAGGUCCAGCAGGUGGCGCUGGCUGUCAUGGGAGCAGCUUUCUGCUCAAAAAACCUGGAGUACCCAGUGGCUCUGGGACUUAACAUCUGGCAGAAAGUGAGGCCAAAGUUGCAUUGGAAACCAGAGCCUCGGAGACUGCUUACAAAAGAGGAAUAUCAGAAGCAAGGGGAGGUGGAGACGCAGCGUGCUCUUGAGGAGCUGCGUAUAUACUGCAGCAGCCCUGACUUCAACACGUGGAAGACAGUGUCCAGACUCCAGUCCCCUGCACGGUUUGCUGACUUCAUGGAGGGCUCACCUCACCUGCUUCCCAACGAAGUCUCAGUCCACGCCCACGAGUUUGGUCUGGGAGACUCGCUCCUGGAGGAUGAGCUGUUUGACACUGAUGAUGAGGAAAAGGAGGAUGAAGGGUGGGAAACAGAAGGAGAGACAGUGAAAGAGGAUCCAGUGUUGCGUUGGAACAACAUGAGAUAACACCAGGAGGGGAGAAAGGAGAGGAAACACGUUCAAGAAUACAAAAACACAGUCAGUAGGAAUUCUGCACAUGAAAAACUGUGGACUUUUAUCAAAAGGCACAAAGACUCAUGUAAGUGGAAAGAGCCAUGGUUCUGCUGACAG